UAAAAAACCGUGGCGCUGUUUUUGGAUCCUAAACAAUUAAAUGUAGUUUGUGUGCGCCUCACACGAACCAACGUUCUUCUUGUUCCUACCGGGUUAGUUUCUACCCGGUGUUUAAACGCAGACGGACCGCAGCAACAUGACAGCAGCUGAUGGAAACACGGCUGAGAAUGUGACAGAAGCGGCUCAGGGAGAUGAAGAGGCCAAACUGCAGAUGUUACAGGGUGCAGCAUUUCUGACCACGGUGGCGUCUGCCGGGAUGAUCGCAGGAUUUGGCUCCACGUUGGCGCUGGCCAAGAAAAAAAGCCCAGACUGGUUUAAUAAGGGAGUUGCUGCGACGGCGGCCGUCCCAGAGAGCGGAGCGUCGCUGGCCCUCAGAGCUCUGGGGUGGGGGUCUCUGUUUGCCUGGGGGGGAGUUGGUCUGCUCAGUUUCACCGUGUGGAAAAUCCUUGGUGUUCACUCUUUGUCAGAGUUCAGACAGAAGAUGCAGUCCUUCUUCCCGUCCAUCCCAAAGUCUGCCGAGGCCUCAGCUGGACCUGAACCUCUGGACUGGGACUUGGUCUUCAAGUCAAAGUGACGUCGGCCUGCUGCUGGAGGACGAAUCAAAAGAGACAAGAUUUAAAAAAUAAAAACUCAACAGCUGUUUGUGCUGGUUCCUCUGGAGGGAGCAGAUUCUGGAAACUCCUCUGGACCUGUCCCGGUCCCAGUCCUGGUCCCCAGAAUCCCAGUCCUGGUUGAAAAUGGUUGAGUACUUGUACAGGUUUGAGUUUUUGGUCUGACCUUGGAGUUAAGUUUGUUAAGUUGAAAUCUCUUUGUGUGAAUUAAAGGAAAAUUAUUUUUAUUUUCUAACGUUAAUAAAGUCUUUGUAAACAUG
Molecule: messenger RNA, 871 nt
Organism: Lates calcarifer (barramundi perch)
Lineage: Eukaryota; Metazoa; Chordata; Actinopteri; Centropomidae
Gene: tmem242
Product: transmembrane protein 242
Exons: 4
Coding region: 137-574 (145 amino acids)
Source: RefSeq, a predicted model, not a curated record